This is a messenger RNA of Nannospalax galili (Upper Galilee mountains blind mole rat), 1731 nucleotides long. RefSeq names its product fasciculation and elongation protein zeta 1 (gene Fez1). Bases 211 to 1389 code for a protein of 392 amino acids. The transcript has 10 exons. The record is from RefSeq and is a predicted model, not a curated record. Gene Ontology annotation, cellular component: cytoplasm; axon. Lineage: Eukaryota; Metazoa; Chordata; Mammalia; Rodentia; Spalacidae.
CCCGGGCGCGAGCGCAGGGACCCGGCAGGGUGAGCUAGGAGCCGAGCCGGGCGCCGCCGGAGCUGCGGGGAGAGCGCUCGCUGGCUGGCUCGCUCGCCGCGGCCCGUGGAUGGGGGUGUCUGGCUGAGCCUCGGGAUCAUCUUCCCUCCGCCAGGACCCGCACAGGGAAACGGAUCUUGACAGUUGCUGUCAUUGUACUGUGGUGUCAGGAUGGAGGCCCCACUGGUGAGCCUGGAUGAAGAAUUUGAGGAUCUGAGGCCCUGCUGCUCUGAGGAUCCAGAGGAGAAGCCCCAGUGUCUCUAUGGCUCAUCUCCCCACCACCUGGAGGACCCCUCUCUCUCUGAGCUUGAGAAUUUUUCUUCUGAAAUAAUCAGCUUCAAGUCCAUGGAGGACCUUGUGAAUGAAUUUGAUGAGAAGCUCAAUGUCUGCUUUCGGAACUACAAUGCCAAGACAGAGAACCUGGCUCCAGUGAAGAACCAGUUACAGAUCCGAGAGGAGGAGGAGACUCUUCAGGAUGAGGAGGUUUGGGAUGCACUGACAGACAAUUACAUCCCUUCACUCUCAGAAGACUGGAGGGACCCAAACAUUGAGGCUCUGAAUGGCAACAACUCUGACACGGAGAUCCAUGAGAAGGAAGAGGAUGAAUUCAAUGAGAAGAGUGAAAAUGAUUCUGGCAUCAACGAAGAGCCUCUCCUCACAGCAGAUCAGGUGAUUGAGGAAAUCGAAGAAAUGAUGCAGAACUCCCCAGAUCCAGAGGAGGAAGAGGAGGUCCUAGAAGAGGAGGAUGGAGGAGAAAUCUCAUCCCAGGCAGACUCAGUCUUGCUGCAGGAGAUGCAGGCCUUGACACAGACCUUCAACAACAACUGGUCCUAUGAAGGGCUGAGGCACAUGUCUGGGUCUGAGCUGACGGAGCUGCUGGACCAGGUGGAAGGUGCCAUCCGAGACUUCUCAGAGGAGCUGGUGCAGCAGCUGGCCCGCAGGGACGAGCUGGAGUUUGAGAAGGAAGUAAAGAACUCCUUCAUCACGGUGCUCAUCGAGGUUCAGAACAAGCAGAAGGAGCAGCGGGAACUGAUGAAAAAAAGGCGGAAAGAGAAGGGGCUGAGCCUGCAGAGCAACCGGAUAGAGAAAGGAAACCAGAUGCCUCUCAAGCGCUUCAGCAUGGAAGGCAUCUCCAACAUCCUGCAGAGUGGCAUCCGCCAGACCUUUGGCUCCUCAGGGACUGACAAACAGUAUCUGAACACAGUCAUCCCGUACGAAAAGAAAUCCUCUCCUCCCUCUGUGGAAGACCUGCAGAUGCUGACAAACAUUCUCUUUGCCAUGAAGGAGGAUAAUGAGAAGGUGCCUACUUUGCUAACGGACUACAUUUUAAAAGUGCUCUGUCCGACCUAAUCUUGCCUUUGGAGCAGACUUGCUGCAGGAGGUCACUGAGCAAGAGUCAUUCCAUCACAGGGACUGCAUGACACCACGUAACCUCCGGCGUGUAUUUAAAUGUGUAUAGCUUAACCUGGAUUAAACAUGAGCAAUUGCUCAGGGUCCUUUGCUGUUGGCUUCUAGUGCUAGUAAUCAUUGGAUGCAUGAUCGGGCGCAGGGCCGGUGACACUUGCCUCCUCUCCUCCUGUGCUGGGGAAGGCACGUGCCCUCACCACUCAUUAUGUAGUCUGGCUCCAGCCCUCAAAACCAGCUUAUACUCUAAGACUAAUUUUGAAAUAAACUUUCAUUUAAUUAAUAUUC